ACACUCAGAUAAUAGAACACGUAUCAAGUGGGGAGGCUCGACUAUAAAAUGUAGAACAUUUGCAGUUCUAACUCACAUUCGUACGAAUAUCAUUCAACAUGAAAGCGGCUCUAGUUUUCCUGUUCCUGGCAGUGUUCGUGGCUGCGGUCUAUGGCGCUAGUGACUGCGAUCCUGAUGGCAAUGGAAAGCCAACCUGCCAAACUGGAAAUAUUGGAGAAAGAUUCCGUAACAACUGGGAUCCAACCCGUUACUGGUUGUGCGCAGAAGCUGGUGAGCCCCAGGUUGUGCUUUGCGAACAGAAAGGAUACGAUCCCGUCAGCAAGGAUUGCGUCGACUGGUCGCAGUGGAGCUGGUAUUCACCAUGCCCUUAAACAUCAAUGAAAAAAUAAAAUAUGUAUACAAAACUAUAAAA
Molecule: messenger RNA, 412 nt
Organism: Drosophila miranda
Lineage: Eukaryota; Metazoa; Arthropoda; Insecta; Diptera; Drosophilidae
Exons: 2
Coding region: 99-371 (90 amino acids)
Source: RefSeq, a predicted model, not a curated record